AUUUCAAUAUAUUUGAUUAAAAAAUAUGAAUUCACUGAACUAUAUGUGAAACAAUUAAUGACAGGAGUAAAAAGCAUCUGCAAAUGCAGCAUAGUCCCAAACUGCACCAUAUUUUAAGUAUAUCCUACAGAGUGCCAUGUAGAACAAUGCCCUAGUGUUUAAACAUUUAACCACUUCCCAAUCUACUACACUAAUGUGAUUCCUUUCUCUUUCUCCCAUGGAUUUGAUCCCCUGUGUGUCAUCCCUUCUGGGAUGUUUGCUGUGUCUCGGGAUUCUGGGAUUCCCUGAUGGUGUUUGUGUGUACCAUGACGACAGAGGCUAGUGCGUUGGGCGAGGCGGAAACAGAGGGCAAGCAGACGCCCAGUGGUGCUGAGCCGGAGGCAGAAGAGGAGAGCAAACGGGAGCCCUGUGGAGCUGAGCCGGAAACAGAACCGGAGAACAAGGAGAACCCGGAGCCAGAGGCCGCAGAAGCAGCCGUUCCAGAGGGGGAGAAGCCCAGUGAGAAGGCCUCAGAGCUUGGCCCUGCCGAGGCCUCCGCUUCCUCUGCCGCCACCACUGACGAGGAGCAGCUUGUGAAGCCACGCCAGCGGACCUCCGCCGGCCGGGGCCUCUCACGCCUCUUCUCCUCCUUCCUCAAGCGGCGCUCACAGUGCACUGACAUUGAGUGGGCUGAGGUGGAGAAGGCGGAAAAGGAGAGGAAGGAGAAGACAGAGGCUGGAGCAAAGGAAGAGGACUUAGAGGAGGAGAAGAAAGAAUCAGAGGCAAAGGGGGAGAAAAAAGUGGAAAAGGUUGAGAAGAACGAAGAGAAAAGGAAAGACAAGGAAGGAAAGAAGAAAGGGAAGGAGGAAAAAGUAGAGGAGGAAGCGGUAGUGAAGAAAGAAGCUGAGAAAAAGAAGCAAGAGGAGGGAGAGGCAGCCAAAAAACAAGAGAAGAAGAAAAAAGAAGAGGAAGAGGCAGCGAAGAAACAGUCAUUAAAAAAGAAAAAAGAGGAGGAGGAGGCAGGAAAGAAAGCAGAGAAGAAAAAGAAAGAAGAGGAGGAGGCAAAGAAGAAGAAAGAGGAGGAAGAGGCAGCAAAGAAAGCAGAGAAAAAGAAGAAGGAAGAGGAAGAGGCAGCAAAAAAAGAAGCAGUUAAAAAGAAGAAAAAAGAGGAGUUAGAGGCAGCCAAGAAAGAAGCAGUGAAGAAGAAAGAAGAGGAAGAAAAAGCAAAGAAAGCAGAGAAGCAGAAAAAGGAGGUGGAAGAGGGAGUGAAAAAAGAGGCAGAGGACAAAAAAGAGGAAGAAAAGAAGGAAGCUGAGGAAAAAAAGAAAGAAGAGGAAGCAGCUGCAAAAAAAGAGGUGGAGAAGAAGAAAGAGGAGGAAGAGGAAGUGAAAAAAGAGCUUAUAAAGAAGAAAAAAGAGGAAGAAGUGGCAAAAAAAGAGGAGGAAGAAGAAGUGAAAAAAGAAGAGGUAAAGAAGAAAAAAGAGGAGGAAGAGGCAGCAAAGAAAGAAGUGGAUAAGAGAAAAGAGGAGGAAGCGGCAGCUAAAAAAGAGUUGGAGAAAAAGAAAGCAGAAGACCUGACAGCCAAGAAAGAGGAGGAAAAGGCAGUGAAGAAAUCACAAAAGGGGAAGAAAAAAGAAAAGGAGAAAAAAGAGGAAAAGGAAAAAGCAGAGCAGAAAGAAGAAAAGAAAGAGAAAGAGAAGAAGGAGGAAAAGCUAAAGGCAGAGCAGAAAGAGGACCAAAGAGAAAAGAUAGAGGUGAAGAAGAAAGAGGGGAAGAAAAAACGUAAGGGCAAAAAGAAGACAACAGAGUCCCCAGAGGGGGUGCGGUCGCCCGCAGAGGAACAGGUGAAAGCCCCCAUCGCUGCACCAGAGCCGGAGCUCAGAACUGAACCAGAGGCUGAACAGGAGACGCAGGAGGAGGUGGCUGAGGUCCAGGACCAUCACUCAGUCAGCAGCGCAGACACUCCGGAAGAGCAGCGAGCCGACGCUGAGUUAGAGAUGGAGACUCUAGCGGCCGAGGAAAAGCAACAGCAGGAAACCGAGAAGCCCGAGGAGGAGGCGGCCGAGCAGGAGGAGGAGAAGGAUUGUAACGGAAGGGGGGAGGAGGAAUGGGAGAAGACGAAAGCGGAGGAGAAGAAGGCUGCAGACGGGGCCAAAGCAUCCAGGCGCCCGCGGAUCAUGCAGUGUAAAGUCACCCUGUUGGACGACACGCUGUUUGAGUGUGAGCUGGAUAAACAUGCAAAGGGCCAGGAUCUGUUUGUGAAGGUCUGUGACCAUCUCAACCUGCUGGAGAGGGACUACUAUGGCCUGGCUGUCUGGGAGACCCCCACAUCCAGGACCUGGCUGGAUGCCUCCAAAGAGGUCCGGAAACAGGUGGCAGAUUACACAUACGAGUUCACCUUCAAUGUGAAGUUCUACCCUCCUGAUCCAGCCCAGCUCACAGAGGACCUCACCAGGUACUACCUGUGUCUGCAGCUGCGUAAGGACAUCCUGAGUGGCCUGCUGCCCUGCUCCUUCGUCACGCUGGCCCUGUUGGGCUCCUACACGGCCCAGUCCGAGCUGGGCGAAUACGACCCGGAGGUCCAUGGCACUGACUACGUCAAGGAGCUGAGGUUAGCCCCGGGACAGGGCAAAGAGCUGGAGGAAAAGGUCAUGGAGCUGCACCGCACAUACAGGUCCAUGAGUCCAGCUCAGGCAGACAUGAUGUUUCUGGAGAACGCUAAGAAGCUCUCUAUGUAUGGAGUUGACCUCCACCAGGCCAAGGAUCUUGAGGGUGUGGACAUCCUGCUAGGGGUUUGUUCUGGUGGUCUCAUGGUAUAUAAGGACAAGCUGAGGAUCAAUCGAUUCCCUUGGCCCAAAGUCCUCAAGAUCUCCUACAAGAGAAGCAGCUUCUUCAUCAAGAUCCGUCCAUCUGAACAAGAGCAGUACGAGAGCACAAUUGGCUUCAAGCUGCCUAACUAUAAGGCCUCCAAAAAGCUGUGGAAGGUCUCCGUGGAACACCACACAUUCUUCAGGGUGUCAACAGUGGAGCCCCCGUCAUCCCGCUCCCGGUUCCUGGCCCUGGGGUCAAAGUUCCGGUACAGUGGUCGCACUCAGGCUCAGACCCGCCAGGCAAGCUCAAUGAUUGACCGACCUGCCCCACGCUUCACACGGUCUGCCAGCAAGAGGCUGUCCCGUACCAUAGACGGAGCUGAAGACAAUGUUCCCCGAGCCCUGCAGUUCUCUCCUUCCACAGAGACGAAGGCUGAGGACGAUUGGUCCCUCCGGCUGGCAGCUGACCAACCCCAGCCCUUUACAGAAUUACCAGCUCGAGGGGUGGAGACAUCCACUCUGAGCUGGGAUGAGGGGGAGUCUGUUCAGACAGUCACACAGAUGUGGCACGAGAGUGAGACAGGCCAGACAGUCAGUCAGACAUGGCAGGAACGGGUCCCUGAUGAACGACAGAAUGGGACAAAAGAGGAGGAGGAUUGGUCUGUCCUUCUCGGCCGGCAGCCUUCACUUCCUGUUGUUUUCCACUCCAGGAAGGAACAGCCAGUGAUGCACUCAGUCGAAUACCCGUCUGUCAGACUGGCCAAUGGGGGCAGUCUGGAGAGGCUACUACAGCCAAGGCAAGAACCAAGUGAUGAUUGGUUCGUGCAACUCAACCAGACCUUUGAGAUUGCAGACACACCUCCAUUCUCUCCCCCGCCCUCCUUGAAGAAGGUGGGGACUAGUGACAAGCAGGAGAGGAGGGAGGAGUUGAUCGGGAGGCUCCAAGUAGGAGUGUUCUUAGUGGAUAAGCUGAGGGAGGUGGAAGAAUUGGAGGAGAGGCUGAGGGAGGUGAAGGUUCUGGAAGAACGUCUGCAGGAAGUGGACGAGCUGGAGGAGAGGAUACAAGAGGAGGUGGAGGCCAUACAACAACAACAAGAGGAGGAGGGGAUAGGAGUGAAGAGGUCGGUUGUAGAAUGGGUGGGAGAGGAAGGGAAAGAGAAAGCUGAGGAAGAAGAUGAGUUGGCGGAUCAAAUAAAGGACGUGUUUCUGAAAGGGUUGCUGCCAGAAGAGUCACGGACAGAUGAGGGACAGAUGUUGGAGGUAGGGGCACCACAAGCGGUUGAGGAAAGGACAGGAGAGAGGAGAGUGGAGCGGAAGAAGAAGAAGAAGGUUACUAUAGUGAUUGAGAACGACUCUCUUACAAAUGAAGUAAGGCGGAAAUCAUCUGGGAGGUUGUCAGAGGACAUGAUAGGGGGUCAUUUCUAUAAAGAGGGACAACUUAUGGUAAAAUUCAAUGAACUUUUUGGGGCGGAGAAGUUAGGUUUACCUGUUGUCAGUAAUCAGCAUCAAGUUGCACAAGAGGAGAGGCUCCCAGAACAUGAAAAGGCCAGGGAGGAGAAACAGAAGGAGAUGGUGGAUCAGGUGGAGCUUGUAGAUGAAGGAUUGAAAGAGUUGGCAGGAGAGGAGAGGAUGCAACAGGCUUUGAAGGAAGAGUGGCCUGUGGCAGUUGAGGAAGGUAGAGUGGAGAGGAACGUGAAGAAAACCAAGAAAACUGUGAGAAUAAUGGAAGACGAGACACAGAGUAGUAGGCCUUGGGAUGAGCAGAGAUCACAUGAGAAGCUCUCAGAGGACCAGUUUGGUGGCCAUUUUUACAAAGAGGGGCAAUUAAUGGAGAAAUUCAGUGAUCUGUUUGGAGAGGAGACCAACCGUGUGGCCAAGGUUACACGAAAGGAGAGGCUCCAAGAACUGAAAGACGUGGAAGCUCUAGAGGAAACUAGAGUAGAGGACAGCCAGAGCAAGGCGAGGGUAGUGGAAGAGAUCAGAGAAGAGAGAACGUCUUCAGAGGAAAGGAGAGGUAGUUCUAAAGAGGGGGAGGUUUUGGUGAAAUUCAGGGAGGUGGUGGAGAUGGUUCAACGGAAGGUCACACAGAUGGAUGAUUCCAGGAAGGAUGAGGAAGUUGUGAAAGUGAACGUGCAGCCGGCCCAGUUGGACGACAAGGAUGAUUGGUUUGUGCUGCUGGACCGACUUUCAUACCCGACCCUUUAUAAGCCUCCAGUCGUGUCAGUCGAGACAUUGCCGGUGCCUCUGGCCUCGACAAGAUUCUCUGUGGUGUUAGUUGAAGAGGAAGAACUGGGGAUUGAACCCAUUGGUGAGGAAGCCAUUCCGGAUGCCACCGUUUUAGCCCUUCCACCAAUGCAAGGGCAGGAAGAUGAUUGGUUUGUGCUCUUGGACCUGGCUAAGCGUAUUCCCUCUGGUAUACCCACCACGCCGGCUUCAGCUUUUUUGGAAAAGGAAGCAAAGGAAUAUCUAGACAAUACCAUUGCGCUCGUGGUUGAAGGGAUGACCAAAGAGCAUGUAGAAAAGAGAAGGGAGAUCGUAGUGGAAGAGAUGCAGAUACAAGACGAGACACAUCCACAAGAAAUGACACUUCCAACACAGGAGGUUGAAGACGACUGGUUUAUAUUGUUGGAUAUGGUUCCCAGAGCAUGGUCUGUGAUUCCACAAGCUUCGUUGGAACAGCACCUUCCUGUAUAUCCAGAAAAGAGCAGGUCUUCCAUGUCAGAAGAGAUGACGGUAGAGCCAAAAGAUGAGCGAGUGUUAACAGUGACUGUUGUGGACGAUAUGAAGUUAGAAGAAGAGGGGAGUUAUUUCCAGCAGAAACCUGCACAGUCACAGAGAGAGAUGAAAGAUGACUGGUUUAUUCUGCUGGAUAUUGUUCCUAGAGAAUUGUCAUUGAGUCCAUCAGGUUUUUUGGAACAUCGUAGUCUGGUAUCUCAAGAAGAAAGCAUCUCUGUGGUUGAAGUAAGAGAGGAUAGAAUGGUGGAUUUAGUGAAAGAGCUGAAGAUACAGCCAGAAGAUACUCAUCCACAACAGAUUGUUUUGGAGCAAAAAGCAGCACAACCAUCAAAAGAGAGAGAGGAUGACUGGUUUAUUAACUGGGAUGUUGUUCCCAAAGAACCAUCUGUUAUGCCAUCAGAAAAGAAGGAGGAGAGAAAGGUGACUGUGACUUUUGUGGAAGAGAGGACAAGGGACAGAUGUGAAGAUAAAACUAUAAAUCCAAUACAGCUGUCAAGAGUGAUGGAUGAUGACUGGUUUGUGCUACUGGAUGUUAGACCCAGAGAAGCCACCUAUAUUCCACCAGUGGUUCCAGAAAAGCCAAGACCAGUGUGUCUUGAUGUUGUCAGCCCUGUGCUUGAGGUCAAGUUGGUAGAGCAGAAACCAGCAGGGGUUUUGGUGCAGGAUAUGAAAUGGCAACAGGAAAAGGAAGUAGAGGAGAGGCCUCCACAACCAUUGAAAGAUGAUGAUUGGUUUACACUCCUUGAUGUUGUCCAUAAAGAGCCAAUAAUUAUACCAGAAGCUGCUCUAGGGCCAGUGGUUUACCCUGAGGUAAGCAUUGUAACAGCUGUUACCGUAGCGGAAGAUACAGUGGAACCAAAACUUCCAAAGACAGGGAGGUUCGUGGAAGAGGCCAUUAUGAUGAAGGAAAGGCAUGUGGUAAUGCCCAGAGGGGUGGAUGAUGAUUGGUUUAUACUUUUGGACCACAUUCCUUCAGAGAUUCUGACAACUCCCACAGCGUUCCCCAUAGAAAGACAGGUUAGAGAGCAGGUACCACAGAUAAUUGUGGUGGAGGAAACUAGAAAACAAGAGAGAAUGGUAGAGAACAGACAUCAACAGGAGAUUAUACUGGUACAAACACUGCCAGCCCAGCAGAGAGAGGAGAAAUAUGAUGAUUGGUUCACACUCUUUGAUGGUACUCGCCAAGAACCUGCAAAGAUGCCAACAGUUGCUCUUCGUGAGCAUAUCCAGAUUUAUCCUGACUUAACGCCUGUGGCCAAAGUUCCAACCACUCUUCCCCAGCCCAAUGUGGUGGCUGGUGUCCAGGGGGAGAGGCUCCUGUUUGAGUGGAGGAUUCUGCAGGAGAGACCAGCAACACCUCAGAGAGAGGUGGACGAUGAUUGGUUCAUGUUGCUGGAAAAAGACUCAGUGGCAGGUACCCACAAGGCGGCCCGCCCGGUCAGUGCCCCAGUCUUCUCCCAAGCAGCCCUGAUAGAGGCAGGGAUCCCCAUGGGCCCCCUGGACCUCCAGCAGCCCCAGACUUCAACUCCCAUAAGGCUGCCGGCCCACCAGGAGGACAGGAAGCUUGAGGUCACUGUAGAGGCUGUGGAUGAGGGCUCGGCUGAGGUCAAGUCUGAGCUGAUGGACAUUGAAGAGCCGGUGCGAUUGAGGAAGAAAAAAUCUAAGAGAAUUGAGGGUGACUCAAUUUAUAUCAGACAUAGCCUUUUAAUGUUGGAGGACUUUGAUAAGCCCCAGGAGGAUGUGAUGAAGCACCAUGCCAGUAUCAGUGAGCUGAAGAGGAACUUCAUGGCGUCUGUCCCAGAGUCCCGGGGGCCCAGUGAGUGGGAGAAGCGCCUGUCUACCCACUCCCCCUUCCGCAGCCUGGGUAUUAAUGGGCAGCCGCUGCCUGGUCCCGAUGGGUGCAAGUCAGAUCGGGGGAAGAGUGUGUUCAUUACCCCUAUAUGGGAAGAGUCAGAACCCUUGCUACUACAACAGGAGGAACCUGGCAGCACCACCAGGCCAUGGAGAGGGCCCAGUCCUAGCCCUUCUAAUAGCGCAGGGCCUGGACCUGAUAGUUGUCAAAACCCCAGAUCCCACGAUGCACCUGGGAUGGUGGGGUCAUGUGAUCAACACGACGAGGAGGUGGAUGGCGAGGAGGGCGUUGGCUCUGGGAUAACCAAGAGCCAGAUACCCAUCGUUGAGGUGGAGAGGGCACAGCUGCCCCUCUCCCUUCACCUCCACGGUAGAGAGCCGGAAGAGGAGGCGAAGGAAGAGCCGUCAGACACUGGGUCGGGGGUGGAGCAGCCCGGCGGGAUAGCUGGAGCCUCCCCGGCCUUCUGUUUCGUGAGCGGGGGUCCCCAUGUCAUACGUUGUUUCCAGCCUCCUCUGGUGAGGACCCAGACAGUCACCAUCGCUGACGUCUCCAACUCCUUCCCUACUGACGUCACCACUAAGCAUGUCCCUAUCAUUCAGACCCAGACCAAGACCAUCACCUAUGUGGCUGCACAGGUGUCUGUUGAUGGGGCAGAGGAAGAGAAAGACGACUCAGCACUGAGCAGCAUGCAGACCACGACCUCUGAGAGCAGCAGCAGAACCAGUGGCUCCGCUGUCACCACGACCACCACUCACAUCUCAAAGGUGGUAAAAGGAGGCAUGUCAGAGACCAGGGUGGAGAAAAGGAUUGUCAUCACAGCAGACUCGGAGGCUGACAUAGAACAGGGAAGCGACGGUGGAGCGUCCACAUAAUGACUCGGCCCAACACAGUGAACAGCCCUGGGGUUGACGUCACAACUAGAGGGGAUAUUCCGUACACCUCCUCAAGCCAUAAGGACAUUUUGACUGGCCCCCUCCAGAACCAUUGUGGUUACAUCCCAAAUGACACCCUAUUCCCUAUAUAUGGCACCACUUUUGACCCAAGUAGCCAUCAAACUUAGUGCACUACUAAGGGAAUAGGGGGCCAUUUGGAAUGUCUCCCUGCUCAGUCAAGUACAUACAGUAUAAA
Esox lucius (northern pike) is the source of this 8505-nucleotide messenger RNA. RefSeq lists its product as uncharacterized. NCBI's taxonomy places the organism in Eukaryota, Metazoa, Chordata, Actinopteri, Esociformes, Esocidae. The record is from RefSeq and is a predicted model, not a curated record. Gene Ontology annotation, cellular component: cytoskeleton; plasma membrane. The coding region runs from base 288 to 8249 and encodes 2653 amino acids. The transcript has 34 exons. Gene Ontology annotation, molecular function: structural molecule activity; actin binding.